Molecule: messenger RNA, 3989 nt
Organism: Sycon ciliatum
Lineage: Eukaryota; Metazoa; Porifera; Calcarea; Leucosolenida; Sycettidae
Exons: 8
Coding region: 1010-3406 (798 amino acids)
Source: RefSeq, a predicted model, not a curated record
GUCAGGCCAUGGCUGGACCAACUGUCUGGCCACCGUGCAACGUGUGUUUACAUGUACCGCAUGCCGAGGAGCUCAUGCCGUAUCAUGCACACAGUAUGAAAGCCUAGAGUAUGGCCGUACCAAUCAAAAACUCCUUCCGCCGGUCCCGGGCUGCUACAUUAUAAACAGUGCAGCUCAAUGAAAUCCCACCGAUCACGUAAGUCCACUCUUGCGGGGCGGGCGCUGUGCAGCCACAGACCUGCACAUACCAUUUGUGCACAUGUAUCAGAAAUUCAGAAUACUGGGCUGUACAAUGAUGCAGGGCGCUGACUUACCCAUCACAUCGGAUUUUUUUGAGCACGACCGGACAUUUCUGAGAAUGUAAGAUUUUCCAGUUCACUCGGACCGCCUGUCAAGCGCCAUCGGUCAAGUAUUAUGAUCUAGUGCAGAUGCUUGAUCCAGACUAUGCAACAAUCUGUUCCACCUACCGUAGCCAAAGGCAAAGGAGUAAUUAGCCGUGGCCAGUUGGGCCAUGCUGCCAAACCACACCCCGAGUCCUGCUUGGUAGUUGGCCUGCAUUGUAACAGGGGUCAACGGCGGAUUUGACGGAUCUCUUCGCACGUCGUCGCUUGCUAUACCUUCUCGAAUUCCUGAGCAGCUCGCACAUGUGAUCACCUUUCAUCUGUGGCUGACGUCCCCUGUCAGAAACGACGUCUUCCAGGGCCUGAUUCUGCACGCAAAUCUACUGGCAAGCUUCACCUCCCCGUUCCGGAGGAGACGCGGAUAGAAGAACAGAGCACCCGCGGUGCUCCAUUGAGCGCAUGCACUUGAAGUAGCUUAGCGGUUGUGAUGUUUGGCAAGAAUCUCCGCCACCGUGAUUCGGUGAAUGGCUGAUCAGACAAUUACUUUUGCUAGCCAAGAUGUCGAAUUGUCGUCCGUGGAAGGAAGUCGAGAUAAGCACAAGUGAGUCCUGACUUCCUGCAAACCAGGGGUGUGACUGCAGCUGGCAGCAUCAAUCGAUGAUACACUGAUGGCAAGCGCCGACCCAUUCAGCACGCUUCCUCGCCGUCGGCAAUCUUUGCGGGAGCGAUUGACCGGCUCACUGCGUGGCUCAUUCCGAGGCCUGCGCAGGAGGAGCUCCGGCGACGCUCCAGUACAGCUCAGCUGGAUUCACGAAGACCAAACCCUUCAGCAGGACUCGGUCCGAUACAAUGUCAAGUAUCUUGGGUUCAAGGAGACACAGCAGGCCAAAGGUUCAGAUGUCAUCAUCCAGGCCAUUGCGGCAUUGAAGAGCAAUUCUAAGAAACACCGGGCAUCCAGCAGAUCACCAUGGUUGUCGCUCUUCAUUUCGCAAGACAGCCUGCGACUCGUGGACGACUCCACUCCUGACGAGCCGGUGUUGAUAUUUGAGUUUGCCACACAUCGUGUUUCAAGUGUGUCCGAAUACAAGCAAGAUGACAUCUACUUUGGUAUGACCAUCCGACAUGGCCGACUUGGCCAGCACAAGGUUCAUAUCUUUGAAACAGACCACGAGUCCCAGAAUGUGGCAUUGACACUGGCGCAGGCAUUUCACUUGGCCUUCUCGCGCUACAUGCAGAUACAUGCCGAAGAUGACACUCCCGCGGUCGCACGCAGCGAGAGCAUGGUAAUGCGCGACGUCCAAGAACGGCGCCUGCUAGCGGCCGCAGAUCUCAACGGGCAGUUCAUGGCCAGACCUGCCACCCCAGAGCGUGCCAGACUGUCGAUGAAGUGGCUUACAGAGGCACGCGAUUGCUCCCUGUCACAUGACGAUCAACAGCUUCGACUGGUGAGAAACGCGGAGAGCAUUGCAACUGAGGAGCCGGCCAUUGGCCUAGAUCAGGAACACGGCCUGCACAAUGAUGAAGAGAUUUCAGCAGCCAUGCAGAUAGCUCAGGCCGUGAGCAGCAGUAACAGCAGCAGCAGCGGUCAGAAAGAGGAUGCCGGUCUUGACGCGCUGAUUGCGCUCAGCGACCCAAUGGAUGAGCCGUUCGACAUACCUCCAGUCAGGUGUAUAUUCACAAGCAGUGCAUCGGGGGAGCGGCGCAUACCACGCACCGCCAGUCCAGGUGAAAGCCAGCAAUCUCCCACAUCACCAGCAGUCAGAUCUGUGAAUGAGUCUCUGGAGGAAGAGGACGAGGAUGAGGACCGUGUAUUUGAAAGCACGUGUGAUGAUAACGGAACAAUUAGCAAUGGAGGUGUGGACGUGCAAGAGAACACAGGCAUUGGUUCAAAUAACUAUGACUGUACUGAUCCGCACUCCCUGGUGCAGCUGGGCACGGAGGAGACAAGCAAAUCUAACAGCCAGGGCACCUUGCGAGAAAGUGAUGAAGAUACCUGUAUCAACGCAAAUGAUGAACCCAGCGAGGAAACUGGGCAACAUGACACACGUGACAGCAGAAUUAUGGACGACAUCACCAGUAACCAUCCAAGCACCACUAGUAUGUCGGGAAUACCACAUCAGCAGGAUUAUUCAGGAGAUAACAGUGAGGCAGCACUCAUUGACGCUGGCACACCAUCCUUGGAAGAGCCUAACACGUCGACUGAGAGUGGUUCCAUGCAAGAUCAUCCAGGCAAGAGUGGCCGUGGACACGAUGGCAAGAGUGACGUCUGUCAGGACAAUGAAAACGAAGUCGAUAUGACCGAACAUAUUCAGGAUAGCAUCGAAGCACUAGAUGCUGCUGAAGCAUUGGAUACUGCUGAAGAAAUGGAUACCGUUGAAGCACUAGAUGCUGCAGAAGCAUUGGAUACUGCUGAAGCUACGUAUUCUGUCAAAGCACCGGAUACUGUUGAAACACCGGACGCUGCUCAAGCAUCGGGCACUGUUGAAGCACCGGAUACUGUUGAAACACCGGACGCUGCUCAAGCAUCGGGUACUGUUGAAGCACCGGAUUCUGCCGAUGCACUGGAUACUGUAGAAGCAGUGGACAGUGCCGAAGCACUAGCCACUGUUGGACUUGGAGCAUUGAGUGCAUCAUCCGACAGUGCCACCGAGGACAAGGGAAUUGCUGAGCCCCAUUGUAGCAGCUUCCAGGACCAUGAUCCACCGGUGCACAGUGACCGAGCUGGUGCUAUUAGCAGUGAUCAAACUGAGCAGGAUUCCAAGAACUCGCACAAUGCUCCCAUGGUGGCAGCGCAGAUGGACUUGAACGACUCCAAUGAGGAUGAUGAUUUGCGCAAUAGUCCAGACUCACUGAUUGUGCACGAGCACGAACACAGCCCAGGAGCUGCAGAUGACAUUGCACCAGCAGUACAGCAAACAGUGCAGGCAGCACACGCAAGCUGCACAGGUCUGCUAGGCACUGGAGAUUGUGUCAGUGAGAUCAAUGACGUGCCAGACGAGUCUCCUCUUGUCGAAGGCGAUGACGCUGGAAAUCUAGGCCGGGGUGAUGCGUUUACAGCACCAUAGGGUGCCACCUUACAUACCGUCAUCAGAGCUUAGUGGUGACUUUGAGUUUUGGAUCUACGGAACACUAACCCAGUACAGAGAAUCUUCUGGCACAGUAGACCCAGUCUAUCACUUAGUUAGAAUUAGCCUAAAACUCUACCGACACCAAGGGACACUGAUGAACUUGCUGGUCACACCGACAGCUUCCAAAACAUGUAACAGUAGUUCCGAACUUCAACAGCAAUGCAGCCGUGGAUAUCUGGGAAAUGACCCGUGAUCUGCUUCAAUCAUGAUCUAGCUGACUGAGAUUUAGUGCUUAGUUGCCCUGCCUAGAAUGGGACCUUAUUUAUUCCUAACCUUUCACAUCACCACUAGUCUUAUAAAACUUGAGCUGUAAGAUUCUAAUUUCUAAUGUUGAUCGCCGCCACGGCUAUGAAGUGGGGAAAAAAGAAGCAACAUUAACUUUUCGCUUGCCAAUGGCAAUGCAUGUAGAAGUCAUCCCAGCUGCUGUGAAGUGUCCCAGAUAGACAUACCAUGCAGUAGGUGUACGAGUCUGUGACAUGCUGUUCUGCGUGCGUGCAUGGCACUUGGCACAGAUGUUCAA